AUGAAACUAGGAGGAAAUUUACCACCAAAUACACAUUUGGUGUUUGACAAUUUUUUUACCUCUGUAGUUCUUAUGGAAAGUCUUUAUUAUAGAGGGAUUCUGGCUACAGGAACAGUCCGAAUGCUACGUAAAAAUCUUCCUAAAGAGUUGUCUACACGAAAACCUAAAACUCCUGGAGAAAGAAUACUGGCAAAUGAAACUAAAUUGAAUCCUGGAGAGUUUACAUACCGCUUCUGUCAUCCUUGUGCUGUGGUCAAAUGGAAGGAUACCAAAGAUGUGCAUGUUUUGUCGACGGCAGUUAACCCAACCAAAGUUGAAGUAAUCCAAAGGACUCAAAAAAACGGGGAAAAGAAAGAUAUGUUCUGUCCAUCUAUAAUUGCAGAAUAUACAAGAAGUAUGGGUGGCGUGGACCAUUUCCAUUCCACCAUUAUCGAAGUUCGUACGCAAUUGGCCGCAGGUCAAAAAUGUCAUGGUUCCGCCUGUUUUGGUUUUUGUUCGAGAGUGCUAUUAUUAACGCAUACAUUUUAUAUAAACACAAACACGAAAAUCGUCAAAACAUACACCGAGAUUUUAGAUUACGUUUAG
Parnassius apollo (apollo) is the source of this 585-nucleotide messenger RNA. Lineage: Eukaryota; Metazoa; Arthropoda; Insecta; Lepidoptera; Papilionidae. The record is from the annotation of a GenBank genome assembly.